Molecule: messenger RNA, 1275 nt
Organism: Phycodurus eques (leafy seadragon)
Lineage: Eukaryota; Metazoa; Chordata; Actinopteri; Syngnathiformes; Syngnathidae
Gene: ppil1
Product: peptidylprolyl isomerase (cyclophilin)-like 1
Exons: 4
Coding region: 92-592 (166 amino acids)
Biological process (GO): protein peptidyl-prolyl isomerization; protein folding
Cellular component (GO): catalytic step 2 spliceosome
Molecular function (GO): peptidyl-prolyl cis-trans isomerase activity
Source: RefSeq, a predicted model, not a curated record
AAACCAUUUGAAUAACCGUGUGGGCCUUCUUGUUCAUCUGAGUGUGGUUAAAUUUGUGUUGUUAUUAUUAUUGAGUAGAUUAGUUAAUAUAAUGUCAGGAAUACCUCCGGACACAUGGCAACCUCCCACUGUUACGCUGGACACAACGAUGGGGACAAUUGUGUUGGAGCUCUACUGGAGACAUGCACCCAAGACCUGCAAGAACUUUGCUGAACUGGCGAGAAGAGGAUACUACAAUAAUACAAUGUUCCAUCGGAUAAUCCAGAACUUCAUGGUGCAGGGUGGUGACCCUACUGGCACAGGUCGGGGUGGUGCCUCCAUAUUUGGGAAACAGUUUGAAGAUGAGCUCCACCCAGAUCUUAAAUUCACUGGUGCUGGUAUAAUAGCUAUGGCCAAUGCAGGACCAGAUUCUAAUGGAAGCCAGUUCUUCCUCACACUCAGGCCUACUCAGUGGUUGGAUGGAAAGCACAGCAUUUUUGGAAGAGUGCACCAGGGUAUGGGAGUGUUGAACCGCAUUGGGCUGGUAGAGACCCAAGGGCAAGAUCGACCUGUUGAUGACGUAAAGAUAAUCUCAGUUUCUGUGGCCAACUAAUUUUUAUUUUUAUUUUUUUUUAAUAAAUACAAAAGGAUCCCCUGUUUUAAUUUAUUUCCGUGUUGUAUAACAUGUUGACAGAUUUAAAUGUCUUGCUACUUUUCACCAUGGUCAAUUUACAAACCAAAAUCUGUAUUUAGUAAUAAAACAAAUUGACACAAAUUAUAAAUAUUACUAUCACAUUACAACUGGAACUGGCCUUUGAACCUUUACCACUAAUGUUGAGGGAUGUUAUCAAUUGUAAAGACACUCCUAAAAGAUAAACUGUCUAUUUUCAUCGUCAAAUCCAAGACAAUCACACUUCCCGGAUAUGAACCGGUCCAGUCAGAAAUCAAUAUUUGUGUGAAUUAAUUUACCUACUGAGAAACACUCAAGGGAGGCAUAUUGUACCCACACUUGAACACAAUCCAACGCCUCUGGGACAUCACGCAUUGUUCUUCCAGCCACAGCCAAGUUGUAACAAAGCGUGGUCAAGUACAGUGGAUAUUAAAAGUUUACACACCCUUGUUCAGAGGCAAGGUUACUGUGGUAUAUAAAACCCAAGAUAAAUGAUUUCAAAACCUAUUCCACCAUUGUGUCCCAUAACCUGUACAACUCAACUGAUUUAAAAAAUAUAUAUAUUUUUUAAGAGGUUAAGUAAAAAUAACUCCAUGUGGUUGCACAAGUAUGCACACUUUUUUUUU